Molecule: messenger RNA, 3684 nt
Organism: Botrytis cinerea B05.10
Lineage: Eukaryota; Fungi; Ascomycota; Leotiomycetes; Helotiales; Sclerotiniaceae
Exons: 1
Coding region: 747-3536 (929 amino acids)
Molecular function (GO): protein binding
Source: RefSeq, a predicted model, not a curated record
GGCUUCACACCUUUUCUUCCAAAUAUUACAUUACGCUACAAUCCGAACUUACAAGAGAAUUGCAGAUAUGAUACUCUCUUCAGCUCUCUACUUGACAGAUUUAUAUCUGCUAGACAUAAUGGCCACUCUAGAUAUUUUUUGGAGUCUCCAGCAUGUUUUCUGGCUGUCGCAGGAAUGUUUGUGAGCGGCUUCUACUGGCAAAUAACGGUCUAGUGAUAUGAUUCCUCACUUGGUCCUUGCAUUUCUGUGCCGGAAAAAUGUACAGCUGAAGAUUUUGGGCGCAGCAGAUACCAGAUACAUCGUGUUCGACGAAGACUGGCGAAUCUUAUUUGCAGUGAUGUCUGCCAAAUGUUCUUAUUCUUCCUGCUUUGGCCCACCGCCUUAAUUUUGCCACCAACCAUGGCACACCCCACCUACCUCUCUUGUUGUCAGCCUUCUCACAGGUACCUCAACGUGGCGGAGGGACAAAUGGAUGUUUAUCGACACUGCCUCAAAGCCAUGCCGGUUUGACAGACUUGCCGUGAUUGUUAUGUCCUCAAUCAUGCUUGAUAAAAUUUGCUGAACGAUGCAUCUCAUUCUCAUAUCGAAAACCUAACCCAACAAACUCAUCCCCAAAAUCCAAGGCGAUCAAGACCUGAAACCUGCCUAUUUCGAUAGACCAUAUCACGAUUUACGAUUUCAGAAGAAAAGCUAGAGUUUCAUAUCUUGAGCUUUCCACGAAGAUUGAAUUGCAAAACGAUUUCUAAAUGGAUCCCUACCAGUACCAAUCGAUCAAUCUCGGUCGACCUUCUAUUCGACUUCUCCAACUCCACAAAGGGCACUGGUCCGAUAAAAUUCGAGGUCAUUUCAUCAGUGCCUGGUUUGACGAUCCUGAUAGUAUCAUACCAUAUUCUGCACUAUCGUAUACAUGGGGAUACAUUGACAAAGUGGAAGAGGUUAUAAUUGACAGCGCCAGAAUCAAAGUGACUUUCAACUUACACAUGGCACUCAUGCAUCUAAGAUCUCAGGAAGAGGAUCAAAUCUUUUGGAUUGAUGCUUUGUGUAUCAAUCAAGAGAAUUUCCACGAGAAAAUCCAUCAAAUCAGACAGAUGGGCGAUAUAUACAAGAAGGCUGAAAAGGUCGUGAUUUGGUUAGGUCGUGGGACUGAAGAAACUGACCUGGUGAUGGAUGCCAUGAAGCGGCUGCGGAAGGCAAGUUUAAGUUGGCAUUCAGCAGAGUGGAGAGAUAAAGCCAGUGGUUGGGUCGAUGAAAACAAUGAACACUUGUCGAAUUUGCGCGAGCAGAUGAGAUUGAUAUUGGAUCGGCCAUGGUUUCGAAGAAUCUGGAUCCUGCAAGAAGUUGCCAAUGCUCGGCGAUCAACGACAGUUCAUUGUGGUAACAAAUCUAUCUCCGCUACGAUAUUUUCCCAGUUUCCGGCUCUGGUUGCUUUGAACCCACCUGUGCAUGUUCAGUCAGUUCUGGAUAUAAUGCCUGGAAUCUCGCGAAAUGAAUCUUGGUGGGCGCAAGGUCAGAAGCUCCAAACAUUAAUACUGAAGUUCCGCGAAAGCGAGGCGACUGAUGAUCGAGAUAAGAUAUAUGCAUUACUGGGUAUGUCUUCAGACACGUAUAGGAGUAACAUUCUAAACUCCAAGUACGAUAAAUCAUCCCAGCAGGUCAUUCGAGAAGCCGUUUCAUUCAUAUUAUCUGAAAAUUAUUCUCAGCUGGUAGAUGAUGUGUCACUCUAUCAGUUCAUUGACUGGAGUUUGACAAAGUUUCUAGAUAAUAUAGAAGAUUUGGAAGGUGCUAUGUUAAUGGAUGCGUUUGAAGGAGCAGAAGAAGGAUUUCUCAAACUAUUGAUUGAAACAGAUGUGUGUCGAAUUAGCUCGAGAGGCUUUUUUGAUCGAACUCCGGUGCAUUGGGCCGUUCAAAGAGAGCAGCCAACCAUUUUAAAGAUGUUGCUUGACCCACCUCUGUGUAGUUUUGAGAAAGUAGACUCCUUUGGUCAAAACCCAUUGUCAUUAGCCGUUCAAACUGGAAACGCUAAAAUUGUCGAGCUAUUACUUGAUGCAGGCGCAAAAACUGAGGAUAUUCAUUUUAACGGUCAAACACCAUUGUGGCUAGCCAUUCAAAUGGAAAACGCCAAAAUUGUCGCGCUAUUACUCGAUAAAUGCGCAGAAAUUGAGGAAGGACAUUUGAUGCUAGCUGUUGAAAAAGAAAUUGUUGAUAUUGUUGACCUACUUGUUCAGAGGGUUACUAAAUCCAGAGCAAAGAAUAUGGCUGGAUACGGCGAAUCAUUACCUAGACCAUUAUUAUCGGCAAUUGAUAACGAGAAUUACGAUAUUAUCAAAUUGCUACUUGACCAUGGCGCGGAGAUCAGCGUAAGGUACUUGCAGCUUCUUUUUACUCAAUCCAGAAACAGAAUUGUUGAGUUUUUGAUUGAUUACGGCGCUGAAAUUGACGCAACAGCUUCGCAGAGCCAAACGGCACUGCUGUUAGCAGUUCGAUUUGAAAAGAUUAAUUCGGUCAGAUCAUUAAUUAAGAUGGGAGUCGCGCUUGAAGUUCAAGAGUACUGGGGUCGAACGCCGUUGACGGUAGCUGCAGACAAUGGACACUAUGAAUUAGUGAAACUAUUACUUGAAAACGGUGCCGAACUUUCCAGUAGAGAUGGCUACGGCGAAACAGCGUUAAUAAAAGCGAUCGUACUUCAAAAUCAACAAAUGGUCGAACUAUUGCUUGAAAAGCAUACUGAAUUUCACGAUAGAGAGAUACACUACCGAGAAGCAUUUACAACGGCGGUCAAAUCCGAAAAUAAGGAAGCCAUCGAACUGCUGCUUGAGAAAGGUGUUGAUUUCGAAAGAAAAGAUGAAUGGGGUGAUACAGGAUUAUUAAUGGCCAUCGAACAAGAAUAUUCCUCCGCCAUACGGAGAGGUGCCACACGGGAAAGUCACGCCAUCGUUAAGUUGUUACUUCGGAGGGGCGCGGAUAUUGAAGCAAAGAAUAAAUUUGGCAGAACAGCAUUGGCGGUCGCUGUUAUGAAUGGAAGAGUAAAUAUCACUCGGCUUUUAAUUGGUAAGGGUGCGAAGCUCGAAACACAAGAUGAUAUGGGAAGAACACCGUUGCAGAAUGCAAUGAUUUCGAAUGAUUACUGGCUAAGUUAUAAUGUUCGGGAAGAAGUUGUUGCAAUUUUGCUUGCAGAGGGUGCGGAGCUCGAGACAAGAGACCAAGAGGGGAAAACACCGUUGCAGAAUGCAAUAAUUUCGGAUUGGUCAUGGACAAAUGAUUGGUAUCGACAAGGGAUUGUUACGCUUUUGCUUAAAAAUGGUGCUAAGCUCGAAACACGAGAUCAGGAGGGGAAAACACCUUUGCAGAAUGCAAUGGCUGCUUGCCGGGGGGGAGAGGCUUCAGAACUCGUUGCGCUUUUGCGCAAGUGGCAAAAGCGCAAGUGGAGUAAAAUUUAUGGAAUUAGGAUUGGAAGAAGGUCAAGAUCACGCUUGUUAGCUAAGCUAGUAUCGAAACGAAAUAAAAUCUGCUGUCGAUUACGAGGAGAUGUUGGAUGAUCUAGAGUUCUCAUUAUAUCCUCGGAGCUAUGAAACUGCUCAAAUACUCUUCUUUCUGCAGCUGUACGCAACGGACUUAUGAUGGCAGUUGAUCAAUUGCAAAGCCAUGUCUGUUUUUCAAAUCUCAGAGAGCGGCCGGAUAUCUCCA